GCCGAGUUUAAUUCCACCACCCCUCACCUCACCAAACCAGCCAAGCCAAGCCAUCUCUCUCUCUCGCCUCUCUCUGCCCGUGUGUGUGCGUUUCUCGGGACUACGGCCUCUGCUCCCGGAGUAAAUAAAACAGGUCAGGAACCGGCGCCGGAGGAGGAGGGAGUGAGGAGGCAGCAGCAGGCAGGGAGACGUGAGAUGAAAGCAAGAGGCGCACACUGAGCCGCAGAGAAGCUGUCGCCGAGGAGGAAGAGAGUGACAGAGGUGGGCAGAGAGCAGUAACAGCAAGCAGUUCGUCCUCGCCAUGAAGUUCAUGAAGCUCGGCUCCAAGCCGGACGCCUUCCAGGCCGACGGCGGCGGCGACUCCAGAUCAUACUCCCGCAGAUACGUGCUGUCCGACCUGCCGUCAGACAUCGUCGUCCAUGUCGACGACGCAAGGUUCUACCUGCACAAGUUUCCUCUGCUGUCCAAGAGCAGCCUGCUGCAGCGGCUGAUCGUGGAGGCAAGCCAGGGCGGCGCCGACGAGGUGCGCGUCGACGGCCUGCCCGGCGGCGCGAGGGCCUUCGAGAUCUGCGCCAAGUUCUGCUACGGCAUGGUCGUCACGCUCAACCCGUACAACGUGGUCGCCGCGCGGUGCGCGGCGGAGCACCUGGGCAUGACGGAGGACGUGGACAAGAGCAACCUCGUGUUCAAGAUCGAGGUGUUCCUCAACUCGGGCGUCUUCCGGAGCUGGAAGGACUCCAUCAUCGCGCUGCAGAGCACCAUCGCGCUGCUGCCGUGGUCCGAGGACCUCAGGCUCGUCGCGCGCUGCGUCGACUCCAUCGCCGCCAAGGCCACGGCCAGCCCCGGGAGCGUGGUGUGGUCCUACACGUACAACCGCAAGGCGGCGUCGUCUGAUGAGAUCGUCGAGGCUCGCCGGUGCUCGUCGUCGUCGCCGGCGGUGCCGCGGGACUGGUGGGUGGAGGACCUGUGCGAGCUGGACGUGGAGCUCUACAAGCGCGUCAUGGUGGCGAUCAAGUCCAGAGGGGAUAGGCUGCCUUCUGAUGUUGUCGGGGAAGCUCUUAGGGCCUACGCCGCGAGGUGGCUCCCGGAGAGCUGCCGGCGCGGUGAUACCCCGGCAGACGACGACGAUGCCUGCGCCAUGGAAGUGCUCGAGACCAUAGUGUGGCUGAUGCCGUCGGACGGCGAUGGGUCGUCGCCGUGCGGCUGCUCCUGCCAGUUCCUCCUGAACCUGCUGAAGCUCGCCGUCCUGGUCGGGGCAGGGGAGCUGCUGAGGGAGGAGCUCAUGGACAGGAUCGUCCUGCAGCUGCCCGAGGCUUCGGUGAGCGACCUCCUGAUACCCGCCAAGCCGCCGGCGCAGACCACCUACGACGUCGAGCUUGUCGAGGCGCUCGUCGGCCGGUACAUUCGGCGCGCCGGACUCGACGACAUUGACGGGGAGGAUGUGUUUGAGACGAACGGGGAGGCAGACGACCCUUCCUUGCUGGCGCUGUGCAAGCUCGUCGACGGGUACCUGGCCGAGGUCGCCGCCGACCCGAACCUGCCGGUGUCGAGCUUCGUCGGGCUGGCGACCUCCAUGCCCGAGUCGGCCAGGCCAUCGCACGACGCCCUGUACACCGCCAUUGAUGUCUUCCUCAAAAUGCACCCAAAUCUGUCCAAGGUGGAGAAGAGGAGGAUCUCGAGCCUGAUGGACGUGAAGAAGCUGUCCAAGGAGGCGAGCAUCCACGCGGCGCAGAACGACCGGCUCCCGCUGCGCGUGGUCGUGCAGGUGCUCUUCUUCGAGCAGAUGCGCGCGGCGGCGGGGAGCGCGAGCACGUCGCUCCUGCUGGCCGCCGCCGGCGACGGCAACGCGCACCUGGAACUGGACGACGACGACGGCGACUGCUGGAAGAACCGCGCGCUGGCGCUGGCGCUGCCGGAGCCCCCGACCCCGUCGGCGGCCCUGAGGAAGCAGAUCGGGAGCAUGAGCCUGAAGCUGGUCGGCGAGGACCGCCGCCGCGCCGAGGACGUCGUCAGUGAAGGCCGGCGCCUGGUGAGGAGCGCCAGCAUCGCGAACCAGAGCAGCAGGAUGUCGCUGUCGUCGCGGUCGCGGAGGAUCUUCGACAGGCUGUGGGUGGUCGGGAAGCCGCCGGGGCCCGGCGAGGUGGUGAGCAAGAGCUCCGACACGUCCGGGAGCUCGCAGAGCCCGCGGUCGUCGGCCAAGCCGCUAGGGUCCAACAAGUCGUCCGGCUCGUCCUCGAGGAACCGGCGGUACUCGGUGUCGUAGGCCAGCGACGGCCUGCCGGCGCCACAGGAGGUUGGCUGUACAGAGGAGUGUCCGCGGACUCGGUCGCCGUCGCCACAUCAACGGGCACCGACGACGGACCAAAUGCUGCAUGCUAACUUCAUUUCAGGGUCUGUUUUUUCUGGAGAAAUGUAUUGAUCCGAAGUGCUCAACCGAUGAUCAGCUAGAAACUAAUCCUUAUUUUGUCUGAUCUUUGAUACGACCGGCUGGCCUUUCUUUUUCUAUCUUGUCGCAAAA
This is a messenger RNA of Triticum dicoccoides, 2518 nucleotides long. Its product is annotated as BTB/POZ domain-containing protein NPY1-like. NCBI's taxonomy places the organism in Eukaryota, Viridiplantae, Streptophyta, Magnoliopsida, Poales, Poaceae. The coding region runs from base 302 to 2263 and encodes 653 amino acids. Gene Ontology annotation, molecular function: protein binding. The transcript has 4 exons. The record is from RefSeq and is a predicted model, not a curated record.